AUGACUUUGAGAAGUCAUGCCGAUGACGAUGAUCCCAUCAAUACUACAUCUACAGGGACAUCUAGUAGUAAUAGCUUGGAGGAGGACCUGAAAGAUCUCCAACAAGACCUUCUCCAUGUAUUUUCCUCGGACAACGUCCAUCAAGACAUUUUGGAAUCGGCCGACUGUUUGAUUCAAUCCUGUUGGAAAGACGUCGAGACCACCAUGCAGCAGUUUCACGCUGUCGUGCAAAAGCAGGCUCUCAUUCAACAAGACAUGACUACCACUACAACGUCUACCAACAGUAGUAGUAAUCGACAAACCCGCAAGAUGCUGCAACAACGACGCCAGCAACGGAGUCAACUACGCCAAUUGCAAUCCCAAGCACAAGAUUUGUCCGUCGAUAUCAUCAUGGCAUUUGCAAAGUUAGAAGCGGCCAUGACUCGAUUUGCUGCCUUUUCUAUUGAUGACACUGCUACUAGUAGUACUAUUAUUGCCCAACAACACUAUGCAAGUCGCAAACAGACUCUGCUGGUAGCAACACGACAACGCAUCGAUCGAUGGCUCUUUCCGCUCGAAAAACAACUUCUGUUUUUAAAUACAUGCAAAAAUCCACCAUCCUCCUCCACAACUACAACUACCACUACCACGACGCAAACCAAUGCCUUGGAAAAUGUCGUGCAUUUUGGAAAAGCACUUUCUCAAAAAUUGGCACAAGAGGAAUUUGGAACGACAACAACAACAACAACAACAACAACACCACCCUCCUGGAGCGUUGACGGUGAUUCCGUCUUGGCAUCUAUUCUACAAGAUGAAAAAGAAGAAACAAUACAAGAACGAUUGGCCCGAUCCAUCACGGUCGCCGACCCACAAACGGCUGCCAAGGUGGCACAACGAUAUCAAGAAAAACUGCAACAGAAGAAAGCACAGUCAUCAUCCUCCACCAAACAAGAGCCAGUCUCUAAUGACGCCACUGUGCCCGAGCAAGGAGAGACCACCGAUAGUGACGCCACUCUGCCUUCUUUGGAGCAAGAAGAUUCAGAAACCAUCAAUUAUACGACAAUGAUAACCACCACCGCUACUAGUACUUCUAAGCAGCAAACGAAGGAAACAGUGGCACCAAGCGAUCCCGUAACAACUACGUCGAACCAGGCAACGGAUGUCAAGAAGAAGAAGAGACACAAGCCACAAGAUACGGACAAGAAGAAACAGACCAAGUCUUCCUCCUCCAUUUGGUCCAAACUGGGUAUUCCGUCCAGACGACCCGUCGAAACGACACCAAAAGCAGCGUACGAUUCCACGCUUCAGCAGCCAAUACAAUUGGGGUACAAUGGUGAUGGUGACGCCUCGUCGUUGACAAGCAACAGCUUGAAACAGAUCAAGAAACAGCCCAUUGUCUACUGGAGCAGCCUCAUUCAAAAUCUACAUACCGUGCCAACCAUUGUGGUUCCAAAAACGCCCAACAAUGCAACCAGCAGUAGCAGUGCUUCGACGACUACAGAUAGUUCAAUACAGGAGGAUCCACCGCCACGUAAUGGCAACGACAACGAGGAACCUUCGACUAGCACAAUGGAGGAUCAACAGCCAAGUAUUGACAACGACACGCAAGAGCCUCUUGUCGAGGAAACUUUGACCAGCACAAUGGAGGACACACCGCCGCCAAGUAUUGACAACGACACGCAAGAGCCUCUUGUCGAGGAAUCACCAACCCAACGACAGGAAUGA
Seminavis robusta is the source of this 1704-nucleotide messenger RNA. NCBI's taxonomy places the organism in Eukaryota, Bacillariophyta, Bacillariophyceae, Naviculales, Naviculaceae. The record is from the annotation of a GenBank genome assembly.